AUGGUCUCCGGAUUUCCAGAAUGGCUGCGGUGGUACAAGAAACCUUCGUAUGUCGAUGUCACCCAAUUCGCAAAGAGAAUCAACGAGCGUUUCGCCAACGCGCCGGGAACGGGCACUCCAGUCCAACCCGAAAGUAGUGAGAGAAGGCGAAGGAGCGCGGAAAUCCCGUCAAAGCUCCGUCUGGAGAAGAUCCUGAAGAACCGGACCUGCAGCCCAAUGUCACUCUAUGACUUUUACAUGUAUCUGAAGUAUAUCGAGUUGUCGGCCGAGAACCUGGAGUUUUAUAUAUGGUUCAAGAAUUACAAAGCAGGUCGUCUCACAGCCUUUCCGGAAUUUCCUCAACCCAUCAUCCCCCUGGACGUCGACACCCACGUACUUGGCUCCAAUGGCUCCGAGACGGAUCUUACAGUGACAGGCAAGGACGAGACCCGGCAGAGAGUCGUAACAUGGCCUCCGGCCCAGUCUAACGAUCCAGGGGGAGAGGGGCAAGAAAAUCUCACUUUCGAAGAAUCCGAUAUAUAUGCUCGGAUAGCAUCCCUGGUACGCCCUGGAAUAUCAAGCGGACCUUGCAUGAACAGGCGACGUUCACCCACGGACAAAGACCCAUUCGCCGGGGACCAGAACACGGAGGAGAAGACAUCGAUAGAGAUAGGGGAUAUACGACGUACCGAGAUUGAUACCAUCAAAAGCCUCUUCUUACUUCCAGGCUCUCCAAAAGAGCUUAACAUUCCCUCGACGAUGCGACGAAAAGUCCUUGACGCCAUCGCAACAUCGACCGAAGCUGAACACCUCGCGCCAGUCGCCGAACACUGCUAUCUGCUCUUACGAUCCUGUUCCCAUAGAAACUUUGUCCGGCUCGGCGUAUCAAAUGGGACAUUCGAAACGAUUUGCAUGGCAACUGGUCUCGGUAUCGUGCUCACCAUCUGUGGAUUCCUCACCGUCGUGCUUCUAGCCCUGGUCGCCCCAUCAUUCAGACACUGUUCUCGGUGGCGAGCGCUCGGUGUUUGGCCACUGUGGAGCAUCGGAGGUGGUUUAGUCCUCUCGGGAUUACGCGGUAGCUGCUUCUUCCUGCUCUUGUUCUCGAGGCGACAACCAAUGCCAUGGGAGAGGUUUGCGGAUGAUCCGGCAGAGACGAGGCAAUCCAUGUUCUCGCAGACACUCUCGAAAAUAAUGAUAUUCGAUCGAAAACUGAAGGUCAAAGACGACAAUCUGAGGAGGUUGCAGAGAAAAGUGGUAUAUCAGAGCUUGCUAGGAGGAAUGUUGUUUGCCACGUUGAUGCUGGGAGUAGUAAUCGUAUUACCGAUUUGGGAGAAGAUAUAA
Drepanopeziza brunnea f. sp. 'multigermtubi' MB_m1 is the source of this 1320-nucleotide messenger RNA. RefSeq lists its product as uncharacterized. Lineage: Eukaryota; Fungi; Ascomycota; Leotiomycetes; Helotiales; Drepanopezizaceae. The record is from RefSeq and is a predicted model, not a curated record.